Messenger RNA from Histoplasma mississippiense, 1290 nucleotides. RefSeq lists its product with no specific name. Lineage: Eukaryota; Fungi; Ascomycota; Eurotiomycetes; Onygenales; Ajellomycetaceae. The transcript has 2 exons. Bases 1 to 1290 code for a protein of 429 amino acids. The record is from RefSeq and is a predicted model, not a curated record.
AUGGGUACCUUCACAUGUGAGCCCAGUGACGAUUCUCCCAUCCAUAGUAUGCGCGAGGACAGCAUCACCUCUCCCUUUUUAUAUAUCCCUUCCUGUCCACAACACGAUGGCAAGCUCCAUCCCGUUGUCGAUGUCUUCGUGGCCCCGCAAUAUACUGGCGAUCCAGACGCAACACAGACAACUUUUAGGAUUAGUUCCGAUGACAAAGGCUAUUACCCAGCUCUCGAGGCUACCGACGUAACCAUGCACCAGAGUCGUUCUCCAGCAAUAUCAGAACUAGGGGCUUUGACGCCAGGAACCACAUUUUCCGCAACGAGCGAUGAAACGGGCCUUGGCGAGUCGCAGUUUUUGAUCAAGUCGUCCACAGACUCGUCAGCCGGAUCGAAUGCGUCCUACCUUUCCAGAAAGCGUAUCCACAGAGAAUCGAAAGAGAGUGCCAACCAAGAAACCGGCGGAGGGUUCCACGAUUCGCAACAUGCACAACAAAUGCCAAAAACACUUGAGAGAUCAUAUACCCCUCCCACCAGAACCAGCACGUUCGCCAAUAGAGUCGUGUCUCUCGAAAGCAACAAACCAAGUUUCACCGCAUCUCCAUCUCUAGCUCCUCUUCUAACGUCAACAACCGCGCUAUCCUCACCAAACCCGCCUUCCAUCUCAGACGGACAUAAUACCCCUGAAACCCAACGACAUCGGCCUUGGGACCCAGUGGUAAUCCGCCGCAACUCCUCCACUGCCAGUGAUGACGACCUGCAGCAGGACGAGUCCAGGGUGUACAGACCCAUCCCCGCGACCGUCAUAGACUGGACAUCCCCGUCAACUCGCAGACGCGAAUACGCAGAAAUCGACCGCUCGACCCGCGGCGUGAGGGGCAUGUGGCGGAAAAUUGGUCCCAGCUGGUGCCAGCCGGGCGGAAACAGGAUGAUGACCUUCUUCGAAGAGGGGAAAGGGGGCAAGGGCAUGUAUGAGGGUAGCGUCCGGCGGUUUCGAAUGGAUGUCCCUACCCGGGAUAGUAAUAAUAAUGACGGUGACGGUGACGGUGGCGGUGGCGGUGGCGGCGAUGAGACAAACGACGGUCAUAUCAAUGGAGGCCCUGGUGGUAACGGCGAUGAUGAGAAAGGUCGGUCUCGAAGAUCUAGUUUUAAAGUGAAAUGGAAGUGGAUUGAGAGUAGCAUAUCUCCUCCUGAGAGCGUUCGUGGUGGUGGUGGUGGUGGUGGUAAGGACGUGAAGGAGAGAGUGAACAUUAUUCAUGGGAAAUGGCGUUGUUUGAGCAUCGUACGGAAAGCGGCCUGA